This is a messenger RNA of Puccinia graminis f. sp. tritici CRL 75-36-700-3, 1808 nucleotides long. RefSeq lists its product as uncharacterized. Lineage: Eukaryota; Fungi; Basidiomycota; Pucciniomycetes; Pucciniales; Pucciniaceae. The coding region runs from base 217 to 1449 and encodes 410 amino acids. The transcript has 4 exons. The record is from RefSeq and is a predicted model, not a curated record. Gene Ontology annotation, molecular function: cysteine-type deubiquitinase activity. Gene Ontology annotation, biological process: protein deubiquitination.
UUCUGAUAUCCUGUAUGGCCAGCAUGCCAUCAAUCAAUCAAGAGUCAUAUCAGAGUAUUGUUUACAUAUUCUGUUGUUGCUGGUUGGGUUUUAAGAGAUGAGGGCAGUUUGAGCAAGGAGUUGUCCGGGAAGCGCCAAUUCGAAAAGAAAAAAAAAAAAAACAUCCUUCUCUCUCCAUUUCCAAAAAAAAAAAAAAAAAAUCCAACCAUCACAAUCAUGACCAACUCCAACCAAGCAGAACACCAACAACAACAACAACAGACCAACGGAGCUGGCGAAGAGAAGCAACAGGAGAAUGGCACCACAACAGCCAAGACGAUUAAGACAGCAGCCGAUAUCCUGUCGCGACCGAGACUACCACCCAAGAAGAAACUAUCAACCAGUAACAAGAAACCAGGAAAGAAGAACAAGAACAAGAACGAGCAGCUAGUAACAGCAACAGAAAAGCUGGAAGAGAAAGAAGAAGAAACAGAAGGUCAUCCCACAGAGUCGAUCGAUAACGACCAAUUACUCGACCAACUCUUGACCCAAACCAACCACCUCACUCUUUCAUCCUCCGAGCCAACCACCCCAUCCACCCCAACCACAACCAAGACACAACAACAACAACAACAACAACAACAACAACAACAACAACAGGAAGCGAAUGGGAACCCAAGCAGAAGCAGCACGAUAUCGAGGAAAUUGCAUGGCCUUAGUGAAGAUAUCAAGGAAGUGGCGCAUGCCGUUAGCUCGUCGAUCAAUCCCUCCUCUCCCGGAAAACUCGCUAGCAUCAAGCCGAAGAAGAAACCGCAUCGAACCAAGGAGAAAAUCGCCAAGCGCCAGGCCGCCCAGCUCCAGGCUCAGCUCGACGCUCAGCUCGAAUCUUCUAUCCAUCCCGUCAUCGAUCAUCGCCAGUUAGAGGCCGAAGCUUUGCUCAGAAUUUGUCUCUCUUUGAAGCUACAAAUCUUCGAGAUUAUACCGGAUGGACAUUGUUUAUUUUCAGCGAUAGCCGACCAAAUGAAUGUGUUAAGUGGCCAGACAAAUGGCCCCUCAACGGCGACCACGACGCCCACAAAGGGAGACGAAGCGGUCGGAGGGGCCUUGAGAUACACAUACCAAACGUGCCGGAAACUCGCCUCGGAAUACAUGCGCAAGCAUCCCGAAGAGUUCAUCCAUUAUCUGCCGGGCCAGGACGAUGGAUUGGAGGCGGGAUUGAUGUCUUCCAAGGAGUAUGAGGAGCAUUGUGAUCGCGUCCGAGACUCGGCUUGUUGGGGCGGCGAGCCUGAGAUCUUGGCACUGUCCAAAGCAUUGAAAUUCUCAAUCCAUGUCAUCCAGGCUUUCCAUCCAACAAUCAAAGUCUCCGAAGAGUUUCUCGAGCCUAGAGGGAACAUCGCCUUGACGAUCUCAUACCAUCGUAAAUCCUAUGGACUGGGCGAACAUUAUAACUCUCUCAGACCGAUCUCGUGAUCUUUCUUCUUCUUCUUUUUCUUCUUCAUAGACCACUUAAUUUUUUUUUUUCAUUCUUUUCUUCCUCUCGAUUUCUUCUUUAUCUUCAGUGGAUUCGUUGAUUAUAUCUUUUUAUCUGUUGAUUUACUCGACAUCAAAAAUCAAUUGGAUUUCCUCUUUUUUUUUUAACAUUUUGUAUCAUAAUUGAUACAUUAAUCCGACCUUUUUUUACAUAUAUCUAAAUAUACAUCAAUAAAUAGAUAGAUAGAUAGUUCCCUUUUCCUUCCUUCCUUUCUAUUAUGUUUCUAUACAUAGUAUUGUUGAUGAAAAGGCAAUAUGCAAAGUAACCAAGGGUCUCAAGCAAUACAUUUCUUUAAGAG